Molecule: messenger RNA, 1748 nt
Organism: Bombus pascuorum
Lineage: Eukaryota; Metazoa; Arthropoda; Insecta; Hymenoptera; Apidae
Product: cytosolic endo-beta-N-acetylglucosaminidase-like
Exons: 6
Coding region: 421-1089 (222 amino acids)
Biological process (GO): protein deglycosylation
Cellular component (GO): cytoplasm
Molecular function (GO): mannosyl-glycoprotein endo-beta-N-acetylglucosaminidase activity
Source: RefSeq, a predicted model, not a curated record
AAUGAACAUCUUUUUGUCCAUUAGCAGUUGGUAGAUAAUGGUAUUAUAUCAUGAGACGUAAUUUGAUAUGCUAGUUCCGUUAGAUGGGAACACUAUCUGCUUCGUUGUAUAUACAAGUUUCCGGUGAACCAAAAUAAGAAGAGAAACCUUUGUUUGAGUUAAUGAAUUAAAAACUAUUUGAAAGUGAUCUGUGGAACAGUAUAAUUCAGAGAGAUGAGGACGGAAGUUACAGAGUCACAACCUUUCAAAAACUUAAAAGAAUUAUUCGAUAACGUGGGUAACUUGAAACCAUGACCGGAAAUUGAAUAACUACGAGAUUCAAUUGAUCAUGUGUACAGUGGUUUAGAAAUAAGCGCGGAAAGAACGCAGUUAGAAAAAUUGGAUAGAGAAGUACAUCCUAAAACGUUGCUUUGUCAUGAUAUGAAAGGUGGCUGCCUAGAAGACAGAUUUAUAUAUGGAUCAGAAUCUUAUGAUUCUUACCUAUUUUAUCACUGGAGUGUUAUUGACACGUUUGUGUAUUUUAGUCAUCAUUUCAUAACUGUGCCCCCUUUUGGAUGGAUUAAUGUAGCACAUAAUCAUGGUGUAAAAGUUCUUGGUACUGUAAUUACGGAAAGAGAAGGUAUCUGGGAUGUUAUACUUGAAUCUCAGGAAGAAGUAAGAAGAUUUGCAGAUGCACUAAUACUUGUUGCAAAAUUUUAUAAGUUUGAUUGCUGGUUAUUAAAUAUUGAAAAUACCAUUAAAAGUGAGCAAGUUAAUAAUGUAAUUUAUUUUGUAAAAUAUCUGACAGAAAAUAUUCAUGAAGCAAUUAGAAAUUCUGAAAUUAUAUGGUACGAUAGCGUAACCAAUGAAGGAAAAUUAAAUUGGCAAAAUGAGCUUAAUAGUAAAAACAUAUAUUUCUUUUUAAACUGCGAUGGCAUUUACUUGAAUUAUAACUGGACGAAAUCACAAUUGGAAAACAGUUUGGCACUUGCAAAAAAUCACGGCAGAGAUAUUCAUGAUAUUUAUGUAGGACUUGAUAUUUGGGGAAGAGGUUGUCCUAGUGGUGGUGGAUUUAAUUCAACAUAUGCUUUACAAAAAAUACGACACUAAGGACUUUCUGUUGCGCUUUUUGGUCCAGGUUGGACUCACGAAUUUUUCGUAUCUAAGACAUUCCAAGAAAUAGAAGAUCUAUUUUGGGCACAGUUGUUUCCUUAUUUAUAUGUUCAUGUACCUAUCUACGAAGAAGAAGUAUUCAAAACAUCAUUUUGCUGUGGUAGUGGUAGCUUGUAUUAUCGCUGUGGUCAGGCACUAUAUGAAAAGGAUGGAAAAAGAUUUAGACACAAACCAUUUUACAAUUUAUCCCUGCAAAAUCCACAAAUUUCAGUACCUAUACCGCACAUGAAAUUUACAUCAUCGCCUCAACUUCCAGAACCGAAAAGUGAAAACGAUCGAAAUGAGUGUUCGAAAGAACCGAUACAAUAUGUUUAUGAAACAAGGAAGAAUGUUAUUCGAGUAUUAAAAAAUCAUAUCACAGACUAUUUCUCGUUCACAUCGAAUUUCAACAAGACAUUGUAGCAAUCAUUGCUUAUAAAGAAAUGGAGUCGUCCAUAGCAAACGGAAGUCAACACGAACCAAUACUAGUUCUCGGCAAUAAUACCGGCUUAAAAUCCAUCAUUCAUUAUAAAUCAAGGGAUUUGGUUGCCAACUGGAAAAGAUGGUAAGUCUACAAAAUAUAAAUUGAAAUAUUUGUAACAUAAAAAACAAAAAAU